GUAAACGUCACAAUGUAAACGUCACAGUGUAAAUAUUGCGGGUGAUUCGCGCGUGUUUUUUCAGUCGAAACGUGUAAUUUACGGAUUUUUUUUUAAUGUAAUAAAAUAUAAUCGGUUAAAUUAAAUUCUAUGAUUUAAUAAAAAUAACAAGUGUGUACGGUAGAAGUUACUUUUAGUUAAUUUGCUAAUAAAUAUUUCUAUAUGCAAUUUACCUAAAGGAAACUUCUUAGUUCUGAAUGAGGAGUUUGAAUCUUCCCCGAAAUUUUAGACACUCCUAGACCGAGAAAGUCAAAGGAACCGGACCCCUAAUUGUCUCUUGGCAAGAAAUCAAAUUUAUAAUGAUAUAAAUAAAUAAUUAAUUAAAUAAAACAAACAAACAAACAAACAAAAAGGCAAAUUGUCGGGCCAAAUUUUAGAUAGGCUAAUUUCGGGAGGUCGCGUGUAGGCUUCGGUUCCUUUGACUUUUUUUACUCCCGGCCUGGUCUCCGGCUCUCGUAAGGUAAGAUGUGAAUUCUGAAUGAGGAAUUUGCCACCCCCAGAAUUAAAGACCGUCUGUGAGAUAUUCACCUUCGAGAAUAUUCGGAAUAAAAAUGAUCGUCGAAAAUGUGAGAUUUGCAAUGUUUUCUGAAACCGAAUGUUUAUCAAAAUAUUUACAUCGGUUCAGAUGCGACUGUACACUCUUCAUAAAAGAGAAUUUGUGUUGCUUUUCUUGGUGUUUAUUGCCCUUUAUACUCUCUGCGUGGUUAUCGGUCUGGCCGGACCCUCCACUUCAAGCACCGUCUCUCUCCAUGCUACGGAUAUCAAACCCGAACUUAAUAGAUCGAUAAUGGCGACAGGUCCAUUUCUUCUUAAAUCGCCUACAUUAUCUGCAUACAGUCAACAAUUGCAAGUUACUGCACAAAUUAUUAUAUUGAAUGAAGAUGAGGAAGAAACCUUUGACAAGACAUUUGACGUAAAUGUCGUUGUUUACGGCAUCUCCGAUAAAAACGAACACAUGCUGGUUUCAGAUAAAAAACACAAUAAAAACAGAACGAGGGAUUUGCAUUGUUCGAAAAAGAUUUGUGAUGCCAUAACAGUGCUACAUUUAGGCUUCUUAGAAUACUCUCAUUACGUUAUCACAAUUCGCUUUUAUGGCUUAGAAACUAUUGACGAAAAAUAUCAGAUAACAGAUGUAUUGUUUCAGUUUCAGAGUUAUAAUCCAGCUUAUACCAAAAUGGAAAUUUGGUUUCGGAUGAUAUUUUUAAUUGUCACGUUUUACGUUACCUGUUGGUUUUCUCACAGUUUACGUCACUUUAUCCAUCACGAUUGGUCCUACGAACAGAAAUGGAUGUUUGUUUUACUUCCUCUCCUCCUUUUAUAUAACAAUCCUAUAUUUCCAAUGUCGUUCCUGUUUAAUAGUUGGCUCCCCGGCAUGUUAGACGUUACUUUUCAAGCGUCCUUUGUUUCUGCCAUGCUUUUCUUCUGGUUAUGUGCCUAUCACGGAAUUCGUCAGAAUAAAAGAAAGUUCCUAUCCUUUUAUUUUCCUAAGUGUAUUAUUGUCGGAUUGCUAUGGAUUUCGACUGUAAUACUCACCUCCAGCCAGAAAUAUCACGAAUUACAAGAUCCGACCUUCGACUAUCACUUGGACAUCCAAAACUUUACGGGUUUCAAAAUUUUCUUUGGAAUCGUGUGCAUAUUUUAUUUUUUAUAUCUUGCCUGUCUAGUGGUGAAAGCUUAUACAGAAGUUCAUUCCAUGCCUUACUUUGAUCUUCGUCUGAAAUUUCAAACUUUCACCAUGAUAAUAGUCAUCCUGAAUAGCGUGACUAAUAUGGUUUUAAAUAUAAAAACCUCCAUAUUAAAGGAUAACUUUAUGGCAGACUUCACCCACAACUACAGUAGUUCGGCUCAAUUUUUAUCCUUCUACGGUCUUUUAAAUUUUUAUUUGUAUAAUAUGGCCUACGUAUACUCGCCGCCCGGAAAUGCCGUGUUAGAAUCUAGAGUAAAGGAUAAUCCUGCUCUUUCGAUGAUUGAUGAUUCGGAUGAAGAAGUCAUUUAUGGAUCCGAUGCAGAAGGCAGACUGUUAAAUCCUGUUCAGCCGGGUCCUGACAAAGAAGAAAGCGACUGAAACUGCACAGACGGUAGAAAAAUAGUUUGCCAGCAUCUAAUUUUGUCACAAACUGCACUAUUCAUCUUUUGUAAAUACUAUUAUACGUAUUGUAAAAUUCAAUAAUCAACACAAAUAAAAAAAAAACUUAUCUCCA
Centruroides sculpturatus (bark scorpion) is the source of this 2240-nucleotide messenger RNA. RefSeq names its product transmembrane protein 181-like. Gene Ontology annotation, molecular function: toxic substance binding. The record is from RefSeq and is a predicted model, not a curated record. Bases 635 to 2104 code for a protein of 489 amino acids. The transcript is spliced from 14 exons. Lineage: Eukaryota; Metazoa; Arthropoda; Arachnida; Scorpiones; Buthidae.